AUGCGCAAACCAAUGAGGAAGAAAUCCCCGGCCAUCCACAAUGCCCUUCCCAAGAGCCUUCAAGAUGCCAAAGACACCCAGCUUCUCAAAGCCCUCAGUAAACCCCAACGCAGCCCAUGGCCAGAACGUAAGACAGAUCCUUGGCCUCGGCCUCUUCGAAUUACACCCAAAAGACGCUACAGAGCAGCCUCAUCCAGUUUCUUCGAUACACUUCCUCUCGAGCUCGUCGACAUGAUCCUGCUCCAACUCGACUACACCUCCUUAGCUCGUCUCAGCGCCACCAAUACAAAAGCCGAACGCUUCCUCAAGACUCGACCGUACUACAAGCUCGUCGUUGAGAACUGCUACAUAUUCCUCGCCGAGUUGCGCAGGAUACAGUUCCUGUCUGUCCCCAGGGCCGCAUCUAUCUACCAUGCGCUCUGGACGGCACCACAGAACACAGCUCUAUGCACAAUUAUGGUUGAGGAGAAAUACCAUAUAUCCCGGGACGAUAUUCUCGGGAACCUACUUUAUCUGCGGAGUUCCGAGCGGCCUAAGUCGUUAUUUGUCCUUGAAGCAGAUGUUCACAGUCUCGCGGCGCGUCUAUUUGGCGAGGAGCGGCGUGUUCGUUGCCUUGAUCGAUGGUGGACGAGGGAACUGGCGAGCUCGCCGCUUCCGUUUGUUGAUGAAGAGAGAAAGCAAGUUGAACAGGGGAGGCUUUCAAAUUGA
This is a messenger RNA of Aspergillus calidoustus, 708 nucleotides long. NCBI's taxonomy places the organism in Eukaryota, Fungi, Ascomycota, Eurotiomycetes, Eurotiales, Aspergillaceae. The record is from the annotation of a GenBank genome assembly.